AUGGGAGGAGUGACGUCUUCGGUGGCGGCGAAGUUCGCCUUCUUCCCGCCGACUCCGCCGUCUUACAAGGUGGUCACCGACGAGCUCACCGGACUGUUGCUUCUGGCCCCUUAUCCCCACCGCGAAAACGUGGAAAUCCUCAAGCUUCCGACGCGGAGAGGCACUGAGAUCGUGGCUAUGUACGUGAGGCAUCCGAUGGCUACUUGUACGCUCAUCUACUCCCAUGGAAACGCCGCCGAUCUGGGCCAGAUGUAUGAGCUCUUCAUAGAGCUUAGCAUCCACCUCAAGGUUAAUCUCAUGGGAUACGAUUACUCCGGGUAUGGACAAUCAACUGGAAAGCCGAGUGAGCAUAACACAUAUGCUGAUAUCGAAGCUGUUUAUAAGUGUCUUGAAGAUACCUACGGCUCUAAGCAGGAAGAUGUAAUCCUCUACGGUCAAUCUGUAGGAAGCGGACCCACAUUGGAUCUAGCUUCCCGGCUGCCUCUACUGAGAGCCGUCGUCCUUCACAGCCCCAUUCUCUCCGGUUUGAGAGUCAUGUACUCCGUCAAGAAAACCUACUGGUUCGACAUCUACAAGAAUAUCGACAAAAUCCCGUAUGUCGACUGCCCUGUUCUCAUCAUUCAUGGAACUUCGGAUGAAGUAGUGGAUUGGUGCCAUGGGAAGCAACUAUGGGAGCUCUGCAAAGAAAAGUAUGAGCCGCUUUGGGUGAAAGGAGGGAACCACUGUGAUCUUGAACACUACCCUGAAUACAUCAAACACCUCAAGAAAUUCAUCGCAACAGUAGAGAGAUUACCUUGCCGGAGAGUAGGCUCGAGGAUGAGCAGCAGCGAUCAAUCAGAGAGCGGGAGAGAUAGUAGCAGCAAGCUGAGGAUAACGUUUGAUCAUCUGGACCUGUCGAGGAGGAGCGUUGACUGCCAUGAGAAGAGUCGGAAGAGCGUUGACUACACGCAUCAGAUUGAGAGAGGGAGGAAGAGUGUGGAUAGGUUGGAUAGAGUAGGCUCCGAGUAA
This is a messenger RNA of Arabis nemorensis, 1008 nucleotides long. The record is from the annotation of a GenBank genome assembly. Lineage: Eukaryota; Viridiplantae; Streptophyta; Magnoliopsida; Brassicales; Brassicaceae.